UUUUCGAGGAGGUGCACGUCAACGAGUUCCUCUUCAUCAAUGUCUUCGGCGAGGCGCUGUUCAACGACGCCGUGUCGGUGGUGCUGUACAAGAUGUUCAGGAACUUUUAUGAUAUUGGGGCACCGAAUGUGCAGGCCAGCGACUACGGGAAGGGCGUCGUGUCGUUCUUCGCGAUUGCGCUGGGUGGAACGCUGGUCGGCGUCGUGUUCGCGCUGCUAGUCUCGAUCAUCACCAAGCACGCUGACCACAUGCGGAUUUUGGCCCCAAUUUUCGUCUUCGUCCUUCCGUACAUCUCCUAUCUCUUGGCCGACUCGCUCGGCAUGUCGGCGAUUAUGGCUAUCUCUGUCUGCGGCAUCGUGAUGAAGCAGUACGUCAAGGGAAAUAUUACCCCCGCCGCCGCCAACUCGGUCAAGUACUUUACAAAGAUGUUGGCACUGGGAGCGGAAACGCUGCUGUUCAUGUUCCUCGGCGUCUCGGCCAUCGUCACGCCGCACCACUUGGAUUGGGCGUUCAUCUCGUUCACCAUCGCUGCCUGCUUGAUUUUUAGGACGGUGGACCAAUUCAUCCUCUCCUACGGCGGCCUGCGCGGCGCGAUCGCGUUCGGGUUGGCCGUCUCGCUACCGGAUUCGAUGCCGGCAAAGAACAUGUUUGUCACCACCACGAUAGCCGUCAUUUAUUUCACAGUAUUAUUACAGGGCAUCACCAUCCGACCGAUCGUAAAUUGGCUGAAGGUCGAGCGUUCCGAAGGGCGACUAAGGACGAUGACCGAGAGCGUGUUCAUAAAGUAUAUCGACUACACAAUGUCGGGCGUCGAGGAGAUUUUCGGGAUUCGGGGCGAGCACUACAUCAGGGACAACUUUGAACGCCUGAACGCGAAAGUGUUGCGCCCGAUUCUGAUGCGCAACGAGGAGCGCAAAGAUUUUGAUGCUUCCGUAAUCGUCCGCGCCUACGCCAAGAUCACGCUUCAGGAGGCGCUCGAGCUCAAAUCAAAGUUGCCACUCGGGCGCAAGCAGAAAAAGCUCGAACUUUUCGACUCUUCAACGAACAGCGAGCGGAGCCCAGAAAGGAGGAGAAAGGAGACGAUGGCCACGUUGGUGGAAGACCCGGCAUCGGUGGAGGUGCUGUACUCGCUCUUCUCGGAGAUGUUGGAGCGAAAAAUGGCCGAAUUGGGCCGGGGCAAACGGUUGAGGCUGAUGGCCGAGCCGGAAGAGCUGCAAGACGAUUACAUGGCACAGAUGACUGUCACGAAUCUAAAAGCACUGCAGUCGACGCCUUCAACGAGUACGUCAAGUCUCCAACAGACACGACAAUACUCCGCCCCGUUCUCCGCCAACCAGGUGCACCCGCGGCUCGAGCUCGGACGGCGGAACAGCGAGGGCAGCACGAAAAAACAGGGUCCAAUCGUG
This is a messenger RNA of Mesorhabditis spiculigera, 1406 nucleotides long. The record is from the annotation of a GenBank genome assembly. NCBI's taxonomy places the organism in Eukaryota, Metazoa, Nematoda, Chromadorea, Rhabditida, Rhabditidae.